AUGGGAAAUCAGAAGGAUGGCUUGGGUAGGAUCUACAUCAACUUCUUUCGCAAGGAUCAGUACAGCCGAGCGGAGGUGGACUACUUCCUACUCCUCAUGAAGGAGAUGCUGAAAAAGCAGGAUGGCUUCGGUGCCCGGGAAGUUUCCCACGUGCUGUUGAAGCCUGAUCUGGCGACGGACAGAGCUUCGCUAGCGUCUUCGGCACGGCCGCGAGCAGCGGCUGACCCAGAAGCCAAGUGGCGUGUGCAGGCUGAGGAGUGGCGUCAGGAGUUGGGUGUGCCCGCUUCCUUCUCGUUGAUCCGAAAGCACAAGCUCGCCUUCCGUGGUGUCCAGAUGACGGAGCGCACCCGAGUGAUUCUUGAUCUCGUUCUCGCGAACAUUGCAAAGCAGCAUAGGCUAGUGAAAUGGCCACCUAGCAAGAAGUGGCUCAUGCGGCUAGUCAAAAGCACUGUUGUGGACGUCAGCCAGAACCCGUGCCGGCGCAAGUUCAGCACGGAGGAGCAUCUCCACACAAUGUGUACUUCUUCGAUUCUCGUCCAUUUGGGACUUCAGCGAGCGAUUCUUCCGUCUGAGAUGCUGUGGCUGCAGGGGCACAAUCCAAGCUCCACAGUCCUUCCAAGCACAAUCCCAUCCGGGAGUGUGCGAGCGCUCGCAGGGGAAGGAAUGGCAUUGCCUUGCAUCGGACUAGUCAUUUGGUGUCUGCACCAAGUGAAGCAGUUUCCUCGCCAGGACAGCGAAGCCUGA
Symbiodinium sp. CCMP2592 is the source of this 744-nucleotide messenger RNA. Lineage: Eukaryota; Dinophyceae; Suessiales; Symbiodiniaceae. The record is from the annotation of a GenBank genome assembly.